Naegleria lovaniensis is the source of this 1635-nucleotide messenger RNA. RefSeq lists its product as uncharacterized. The record is from RefSeq and is a predicted model, not a curated record. Gene Ontology annotation, molecular function: lyase activity. The coding region runs from base 1 to 1635 and encodes 544 amino acids. The transcript is spliced from 5 exons. Lineage: Eukaryota; Heterolobosea; Eutetramitea; Acrasida; Naegleriidae.
AUGAAACGUCUUGCAUCAUCUCAAGUGAUAGAGAGAGCAUACAGAUCCAUCAUUAAACCUGGCUCCGAGAGAGGAAAGUUCACCAAGGAAAUGAUAUUGGGAUUACCCUCGACACCAAUUAUGAGCCCAUCUUAUCCGAGAGGUCCAUAUUUUUUCAAGAAUAGAGAAUACUUUAUCAUAACCUAUGAAUCGGACAAGGACGCCAUUCGUGAAUUGGUACCAGAGCCUUUGGUACCCAAUGAAAAGAAUCAAGUCUUGUAUGAAUGGAUCAAUAUGCCUGACUCUUCAGGCUUUGGUAGCUAUUCGGAGAGUGGUAUAGUUAUUCCUUGCUUGUACAAUGGUCAGCCAGUGAAUUUGACGUUACAAAUGUAUUUGGAUAUAGAGCCUCCAAUUGCAGCAGGAAGAGAGAUUUGGGGAUUUCCAAAGAAACAUGCUCAUCCCGAAAUGAAAGCUGUCCAAGACACAGUGGUGGGUGUCAUGAACUAUAAAGGAGAAACUGUUGCUACAGGAACUAUGGCAUACAAGCACACAGAGAUGGAUCCUGAACCAGUUCUUGCAUCUCUUGGAAAAACUAAUGUGAAUUUGAAAGUUAUUCCUGAUGUUGAUUUUAAGCCAAAAAUUGCUCAAAUUGUCUCUUACAAUUUGCAAGUGAAGAAGCUGCAUUUUGCCUAUGAAGGACCUGCUCGGUUGCACUUGAUUGAAAACGUAAAUGCACCAGUCGCCGAUUUGCCAGUCAAGAAAAUUGUGCAAGGAAAGCAUAUUAUGGCAGAUAUUCUUUUACCUUAUGGAAAUGUUUUGCAUGAUUAUUUGAAUCCUACACCUGAAAACAAGUUGUGGUCGCAGAAAUUCGAAGAGCAAUAUUGCCAAUCGGGACAAAAACGAUCAGCCUUUACAGAACAACGUAUUAAGGAGGAAUGUUUGGCAAUGCCAGUCACAUGCCCUUCUUACAAACCUUCUGCUUCAAAGCUCCAGAACAGAGAGUACAUGGUUAUUAAAUAUCAAACUGACAGAGAAAAGUUGCUUGAGAAAAUUCCUGAUCAAUUAUUCCCAAAUGACGACAAUAUUGUCAUCUUGGAAUUUGUGAAAACACAAGGAACUGGUAUAGGUAGCUAUGAUAAGGUAGACGUUAUCAUUCCAUGUACUGACUUGUUUGGAAAUGCUGUACAUUUUAAUGCCAUGAGCUUCCUCAAUUCAUCUUCUCCCAUCACGUACGGUCGAGAAUGUUUAGGCUUCCCUCAAAAGUUCUCUGACUCGGUAUCUUUUGCGGCUCAUCAUGAUACCAUCAAGGGUACUCUUAACUAUAAUGGUAUCCGAGUUGCGACUGGAACAAUGUCCUACAAGCACGAGCAUAUGCCAGUAGAGGAUGUUGUUAGCUUCCUCUCUACACCACAGUAUUACUUGAAAUUUAUUCCUGAUGUUCGUGGCUUACCAACGGUGGCCCAACUCGUUAGGAUGGAACAUGCCAAUGUUAAAGUUUCAAGUGCUUGGAAAGGACAAGCAAAACUAAGCUUGUCUGAUCAUGUCAAUGCACCAAUCAAUGAUUUACCAGUGAGAAAUGUUGUGAGCGGUUUCAACUUUAUUUGUGACAUGAUUAUGCCAGCAGGCCGUGUGGUUCAUGAUUACCUCUCCAUGUAA